AUGCCCCAGGUGCGGAGUGGCAACCAGAGCAUCAUCAUGGCAGCCAAGGCUUACAGCCCCUCUGAAGGGGGCUGUCUGCCUUCAUCAGUAGGCUUAGUCCUUGCUCAUUUGAACGACUCUGAUAAGCUAAAUAGAUCCUACCCCUGGGCCAGCAAGAGCAAGAAAAGUCAGCUGUCUGAACUCUGCCGGCUUAGAGCAUCUCUGUCUGGGGAGAAAUGGAGCUCUUACUGCUUGUCUUCACUGGCAGCUCGUAACAUUUGUGCCAGCAAAAUUGGUAACUCGUGGGCUCAGUGGGAUUCUGCCUCUCUCUCCACUUCCACCAGAAGUUCUUCUUGCUCCUUUUUGCAUGCCCUUGCUGUGGAGGAGUCCAGCCAGCACCUCCCAACUACUGCACGCAAUCUGAACAAAGCCGUCUUCACCAUGGAUGUCAACACAACAGAGAUCCUAGUGGCUAAUGACAAAGCCUGCAAGCUGCUUGGGUGCAGUAGUCAGGAACUCAUUGGUCAAAAGCUGUCCCGCUUGAUAUCCAAAUCCAGUCAAGACAUAUGGGAAGCCAUGGGUGAGGAGUACAUAGAAAAUGAUGAAUGUUCAUCGGUGGUUUCAGGAACUGUGGUGGAUGUUAUAGGCCGUUUCAAAGAGAAGAUCCCUGUCUCGAUCUGGCUGAGGCGAAUAAGAAGCAAGGACAACCAGUGUUGUGUGGUUGUGCUGGAACCAGUGGAAAGACUUUCAGCUUCUGUUUCCUUCAGGGAUGACGGAGAGAUUACAUCAUGUGACCUCCUUUUUGCCCAUCUCCAUGGCUACCCAACAUUGGAAGAAGUAGUUGGGCUCUGCAUAAAGGACCUGAUUCCUUCUCUGCAAAUCCCUCCUCUAGGCAAAAAAAUCCCAAAGAACCUCAGGAUCCAGCGAGCUGUAGGCCAAUCCAGAGAGGGUAGCAUGUUUCCUCUCAGUUUAAAGCUGCAAGUAAGCCUUCUGGAGGAGGACCAAACAGCAGUGCAGAAAGAUGGUGUUCUGCAGACAGAAAAAGAAGGCUUUUUCACAGGCUAUCAUUACUCUGCUACAGUCGUGGUUUUCUCCACCAUCAGUGGUCUUAUUACUGUCCGGUCAGAUGGAACCAUCUGUGGCAUCAAGGAUAGUUUUGCUUUAAUGCUCUUUGGCUAUGAGAAGAAAGAACUGUUGGAAAAGAACAUUACAUUCCUGAUCCCUGGUUUCUAUAACAACAUGGAGAGAAGCAGUGACUGUUCUUUGCCAUUACCUCCUCUUGAUGACUCCACGGGGACAGAGAGCAAGUGCAUCUUUGAAGAUGUUGCUGCCUGCCGUACAGCUGGCUCUGGCUGCUGUAACAAAGAAGACAAUCUAGAUACCGCAUCUUAUGGCCCGAUGAAGCUGCCUUCUGAUGUUACUUGUAACUCACCUGGAACACCAACAAUAGAUGAGCCCUGGGUUGGGAGAACAUCAGACUGCAGACAAGACUUUCAAAGCCAUGUGGUUACAGGGCAGUUGUCAAAAUCAGACUUCAUGCAUUUAGAAAACUCUGAAGAAUCCUCCCAAGCAUUUCUUGAGAAGCCUGAAACUCUUGCAGAGACAGUGGGGGACAACGUCAACAGAAACCCACUGAAAAGCAAAGGCAGUCCCGAAGAAGACUAUCAGUUGCAUGGGCAGCAAAAUAUGGAGAUAAAAUUAACAUCGACCCCCAUGAAACAAGAAGGAAGGCUGCAUCCAGCAGCUCCUUUGACCUUGGAGAUUCUGGAAGGCAGCUACACUGGGAAUUGCUGUCAUAGAGACGGUUCACAAUUAAGUAUCCUCUUUGAAGUGAAACGUGUAGAGCUGCAGGACCCUGCCAUACUUUUCUGUGUCUGGGUGGUGAAAGACCUUCUACAGAGCCAGAAGGAAGCUGUAGCAAAGACUCAGCUUUUGCUCUCCAGUCUAGCAAGCUCUGCUCAGUCUGUUGCAGAUCUUUCUACACAUAGUCUUGGAGAAGCCAUCAGAUCAGCUUCACUUUUUGAAAGUUCCCGAAGAGCUGAAGAGCUUGAAAGAUUAAGGGCAUGUGAGGGAGAAUAUGCAAAAAAUUACAACACUCUCAGUCUUAUUGGCAAAGGAUCUUUUGGCUUUGUCUGGACUGCCAUGGGCAAGAAAGAUCACCAGGAGGUUGUUGUAAAGUUCAUCUGGAAGGAGAGGGUGCUUGAGGACUGCUGGGUAAAUGAUCCUGAUCUGGGAAGAGUUACUCAAGAAAUAGCAAUCCUGUUGAAGCUGCAGCACCCCAGUAUCAUUAAGGUGCUGGAUGUAUUUGAAAAUGAACAUUUCUUCCAGUUGGUAAUGGAGAAGCAUGGAUCUGGACUGGAUCUUUUUACAUUCAUUGAUAAUCAGCCUAACUUGGAUGAGCCAUUAGCGAGCUAUAUAUUCAGACAGCUUGUAUCAGCUGUUGGGUAUCUCCACUGUAGAAACAUCCUUCACAGAGAUAUCAAGGAUGAAAACAUUGUCAUUGCUGAAGAUUUCACAAUUAAAUUAGUGGACUUUGGUUCAGCUGCCUACCUGGAACCCGGCAAAUUGUUUUAUACUUUCUGUGGGACAAUUGAAUACUGCUCACCAGAAGUGCUGUCUGGCAAACCGUACCAGGGCCCUGAGCUGGAGAUGUGGUCGCUUGGUGUCACCCUUUAUACCCUGGUGUUUGGAGAGAAUCCCUUCUGUGAGCUGGAGGAGGCCAUGGCAGCUAUCCUGAAUCCUCCUUGGCCUGUCUCAAAAGGUCUCAUGGAUCUCAUCGCUGAGCUUUUGCAUCCUGUCCCAGAGCAGCGCAUGACUCUAGCGAUGUUAGUAGAGGAUUGUUGGCUGAAGCAGCCUGUGAACCUAGGCAAUUAUACCUGGGAAGAGGUAUACAUCUCUGCUGAGACAGAAAGUGCCAGAUUCAGAAACAGUUCUAGUGAGUGCGCACAGGGUGGUGGGCUCCUAGCCCCUUGCAUGGAGAGCAAGCUGUGCUUGAACGCUCCCUGCUGA
Molecule: messenger RNA, 2988 nt
Organism: Charadrius vociferus (killdeer)
Lineage: Eukaryota; Metazoa; Chordata; Aves; Charadriiformes; Charadriidae
Gene: PASK
Product: PAS domain containing serine/threonine kinase
Exons: 18
Coding region: 1-2988 (995 amino acids)
Biological process (GO): negative regulation of glycogen biosynthetic process; intracellular signal transduction; regulation of DNA-templated transcription
Cellular component (GO): cytoplasm; nucleus; cytosol
Molecular function (GO): ATP binding; protein serine/threonine kinase activity
Source: RefSeq, a predicted model, not a curated record